Molecule: messenger RNA, 627 nt
Organism: Lasiosphaeria miniovina
Lineage: Eukaryota; Fungi; Ascomycota; Sordariomycetes; Sordariales; Lasiosphaeriaceae
Exons: 9
Coding region: 1-627 (208 amino acids)
Source: RefSeq, a predicted model, not a curated record
AUGUCAAGCCACGGUGUCUUCGGCUCCCAGACAAGCAGGGACCUCGAAUAUAUGCUCUUGGACUCGUAUGAAUGGCACGACAAGAACGGCGUCAUAUGGAAAUCAGCUCAGAACAAUGCCAUAUCGUGGCUUGAUGCCCUUACUUAUAAUUAUCUCGACAACAAAGGACAAGGACCUGUUAUUGGACCACGGCACCUGUUAGAUUCACUAGGGUACCGGUACUGGAAUCAACAGGGCGUAACUAUAGGCUUCUUCCAGCGGAUAUACUCUUCUUCGGCAAUUCACUUUCGAAUAUUGAAGUUGAGCACAAUAGAGAGACACAAGCGUUCUUAUCUGAGGAAUAUACCCGGCCUUAAUCACUGGCGCAAAAUGCGCGAUAUCGACGACCUUGCCAAAACAAUGAAAGGGCCUGGGGACAAAUAUGAGGGCCAAGUACUCGGAUACGCUGCCAUAACCAACGACUCUUUCCAGCAGGACGCUAAUGAAGGUCCCAAACCAAAGAUACAACGAUACGACGAUAUGGUUCUUUCGGAUAGGAUAUCGGGGGCCUUCCAUUAUCUAAAACCUGGUUCCCAGGCCAAAGUUAUUGAAGUUCGCAUUAUUAGUCCCGAAGCCGAAAAGCUGUGA